AACGACACAUGCUGCGGCUCUGUGACAGGCUGGUAAUUGACCUUAAACACGUUUGAGACAUUAACAACAGGCGGUGGGACUGAGCUUCGUCUCGUAGUCCACGUACUCUGGUGUUUACUGAGCACCGUGCAUUGCGGAUUAUGCGUAAUUGCGCACGUCUGUGUCAAAUUCUCCAUUGUGCUCCCUGCCUGCGCUGCGUGGCAAUUCGCGAGAGGUGGACGGUGUGAGCAUUUCCAAAAAGCCCGAACCUCCACAACUAUGAGCAAUCCACCGAGUCCUUCGCCCACCCGAUGGUUCAAAGCGCUGCGGAGGACCAGGCUGGGCGAGCCUUGUUUGAAGACAUACCCUGUGGAGUGCGAGGACCUUCUGAGGAGGUCCAGAGUUGCCUUUCAAGCUGGACGCACCCUCAAGGAGAACAUCAGACUAGCUCAGCUGGAGGCUGUGGUGCGGAUGCUGGAGGAACAUGAGUGCGACUUUGUGGAUGCUCUUGGGAGGGACCUCCACAAGCCACGGUUUGAAACAGUUAUGUCUGAGCUGAUUGUGGUCAAGAAUGAGGCUCUUUACGCCAUCACCAACCUAAAGAAGUGGAUGCAACCGCAGCCCGUGGAAAGAAACCUGUCCACCACGUUGGAUGAGUGUCUGGUGAUCAGUGAGCCGCUGGGGGUGGUGUUUAUCAUGGGGACCUGGUGUAGUCCUAUCCAAAUGUGUCUGGUGCCACUGGUUGGAGCCAUUGCAGCAGGAAAUUGUGCAAUUAUCAGCCCCUCUGAGUUCACUGUCCACACAGCGGAGCUCCUCCAUCGUCUUGUUCCCUACUACUUGGAUAAUGAAUGCUUCCAUGUGAUUCUUGCAGGCAUGAAUGAUUUGCCUGAGCUGGUGGAACUCAAAUUUGAUCACGUUUUCUUUACAGGAAACCGAGAAGAUGGAAUUAGAAUUGCUCAGGCCGCAGCCCGCAGCGUCACCCCCGUCACCCUGAUUAUAGGAGGAAAGAACCCGUGUUACGUGGACCAAGACUGUGACAUUGCCACCGCCGUGCAGCGCAUUGCUUGGGCACGUUUCCACAAUGCCGGACAGAGCUUGGUGGCUCCCGAUUACAUUUUAUGCCACGCGGAUGUCAAAGCACGGCUGGUGCAGGCCCUGAAGUGCUGUCUGAUGCAGUUCUAUGGAUCCGAUCCCAGAGAGUCCCGCAGCUUUGGGCGCAUGGUCAAUCUGGAGAUCUUCAACCGCAUGAAAGACAUACUGUGGCGAUGUGGAAAAGUAUCCGUGGGUGGGCAAGUGAUAGAAGCAGAGAAGUAUAUAGCCCCAACAAUUUUGACAGAGGUGUCAGAAUCGGACCCCAUCAUGCAACAUGAGGUUUUUGGCCCAGUCCUUCCUGUUUUGACUGUAAACAGUGUUGAUGAAGCAAUUACCUUUAUUAAUAAGCAAGAGAAACCCCUCUGUGUGUAUGCAUAUUCCAGCAACACUAAGGUCAUUUCGAGGUUAAUGAGCGAGACCUCUAGUGGAAGCUUUUGCUCCAACGACUGCAUCCUGCAGAGUCUGAUGGUGGCGCUGCCUUUUGGUGGAGUAGGUGCCAGUGGAAUGGGUUCCUUCCAUGGCCGCUGCAGUUUCGACACCUUCUCCCACAGGAAAUCAUGCUUGCUUCGAGGUACGCGGUUUGAGUGCGUCACCUAUCUGCGCUAUCCGCCUUAUGAGGACCGCAAUCUGUCUCUAAUGACAUGGGCCAGUACCCUGUCCCAGAAGAGCCAGGGCUGGUGCCAGAUCCUGUGACUGUGUG
Molecule: messenger RNA, 1771 nt
Organism: Mugil cephalus (flathead mullet)
Lineage: Eukaryota; Metazoa; Chordata; Actinopteri; Mugiliformes; Mugilidae
Gene: aldh3b4
Product: aldehyde dehydrogenase 3 family, member B2
Exons: 10
Coding region: 259-1764 (501 amino acids)
Biological process (GO): aldehyde metabolic process
Cellular component (GO): cytoplasm
Molecular function (GO): aldehyde dehydrogenase (NAD+) activity
Source: RefSeq, a predicted model, not a curated record